Molecule: messenger RNA, 1831 nt
Organism: Bipolaris sorokiniana ND90Pr
Lineage: Eukaryota; Fungi; Ascomycota; Dothideomycetes; Pleosporales; Pleosporaceae
Exons: 3
Coding region: 369-1667 (432 amino acids)
Source: RefSeq, a predicted model, not a curated record
CCACAUCCGGCUGAUCGUAUUCCAAACCAUGCGCUUAUCAUGUCCGCCUCCCUCGGCCCUCUCAUAGGCCUUGCUCCUCGAACCAUCGCCUUCCACUUGCCCCCUCCGUCAUGGCGCCAGCGUAGCCCAGGGGUUCCUCAGCACACGCCCGCACCGCAUAUGGCUAGCUGUUACCCAAGUGCCUUUCUCCCACCUCGGCGCUCGUAUCUUCGGCCCACUAUCUCGAGACGCUUUUCUCUUCACCCUCUUGUCCCGCUCUUGAACUCUUUUGUCCCGCUCAGCCCGCUCCUCCUUGUGCCUAACGUUGUUUCCUUUCCCAUUGUCACUUUGUUCCCUAGUCGCUCGUUUUUCCUCACCGUUAUGCCAUCAUGAUCCCCAAAGGCUACCGUUUAUCCUUUCCCCACCUCGUCUUUUACGUUUCCACCUUUAUAAUCACCACACAGCUUUAUUUCAUAUGGGGCCAAUCUAAACUCAACUACAUCGACUUUGCCCACAGGCGCAUAUUAGGCGACUGGACCUUUGAUGCCGAUGUCCACGCCAAUGUUCACACCCUUAGCCAGGACCAAUGCGAUUCCGCGUUUCCAAAACUCUAUCACAGCCUUGACGAGUCCGUCCGCUUGCGGCAGGGGAGAAAGGUUCACGCCCAAGACAUUGAAAUAGAAAAAGGAAGAUGCAUGCUAAGAGUGCUCAUCUAUGAGGGAGAGCUCUUCGUUGUCGAUGCCGGAAUGCCGGAAAAAUGCUAUGUUACCAACGGAAAUGAGAGAGAACGCAUUCUUGGAACUCUGGCCCAGAUGGACCGUGCCGUCACUUCCGCAUCUACCUCUGAUCCUGCAAUUCCAAACAUUGAAUUCUCGCUUUCGCUUGAUGACCUACCACGCCGGUCUCGGAAGGAUGGAACUUUCUUUGGCUACACACGAAAAGACACACCAGAAUAUAGAGAUAUUUGGAUGAUGCCCAACUACGCCUACUGGGCUUGGAACUACACCCAUGCUCCCAGCUGGAACAGCAUCAGGAAAGAGAUUGAGCAAAAGGAGAAGGAUUUGCCUUGGGACAAAAAGGACCCCAGGGUCGUCUGGCGAGGCAAGAUCAAGAUGGCAAAGCUGAGAAAGGAGCUGGUCAAAGUUAGUGAAGGAAAGGAAUGGAGCGACAUCAAGCCCGUCGUCAUCAAUAACGCCAGCGAUCCUCAUACAAAGGAUGUGAUGAACUUGAGGGAUUUCUGCAGCUACAAGUACACUGUCCAAACCGAAGGAACCUCCUACUCCGGCCGCCUCAAGUACCUCCAGCUCUGCCGCUCAGCCAUGAUCACACACCCCCUGGAAUGGCAAGAGUUUCACACGCACCUCAUGCGCCUCGCUGGUCCCGAGGUGAAUUAUAUUGAAGCUUCCGAGAACUUCGGUAACCUCGAGUCCGCCAUGGAAUACUAUCGUGAGCAUGACAACGAGGCAGAGCAGAUUGCAAAGAAUAGUUAUGAGACAUUUACCCGAAGGUAUCUUACGCCAGCAGCAGUAACAUGCUAUUGGCGACGAUUGUUCUGGUCCUGGGCAAGCGUGCAGGGAUUCGACCCACUCUUGUACGUCCCUGACAAAGACGGCAAGAUGGCCAUGAGAGGUACACCCUGGACUGCUUUUGCUGCCAACUGGCCCAAGGAUCCCGCGGCUAUUCCUUGAGCGUCUGUGGGAAGUCUAUCAAAGAAUCGGCCGCUGGGAGGUGAAUUUGCAUGAGCAUCAGCAUUGGAGUACCAGGUUUUUUCCAUUUCGCACGAUACCCGCAUUUACGCGUCAGAAUAAUAGACACAUUUUAAUAUUGUUGCAUACAUUCUAAUUCACUGCCU